Molecule: messenger RNA, 7571 nt
Organism: Esox lucius (northern pike)
Lineage: Eukaryota; Metazoa; Chordata; Actinopteri; Esociformes; Esocidae
Gene: grb10b
Product: growth factor receptor-bound protein 10b
Exons: 17
Coding region: 226-2058 (610 amino acids)
Biological process (GO): insulin receptor signaling pathway; negative regulation of Wnt signaling pathway; negative regulation of insulin receptor signaling pathway
Molecular function (GO): insulin receptor binding
Source: RefSeq, a predicted model, not a curated record
UGCACUCAUCCGGAAUGUUGACCACUGGAGCAUUCUGAACAAGAAAAACAACGCUGUUGCGCUAGCUAGCUACUAUUGUCAAGACAAGGGUCUCGUCCUAAUUGUACGACCUCUUUUGAUUGCUCUUGUUUGCAUUUCCACCUGGCAAUAAGGUUCUUCAAUCAAGUUUAAUCAAUUGUGAAUGUGAAGAGGUCAAGAAUAUAGAUUCAUAAAUCGCUACAUAACAUGGCUGUAGCAGGAUGCCCAGAUUAUUUUCUACACCAUCCAAAUUACCAGCAGGACAAUGUAGACCGAGCCUCCAAUCGUCGUCCAGCAGAUCUGAUUGGGCCAAGUUUCCAGCAGUCAACCAAUCGUAACUCUCCUAACCAUCAAGAGGAUGAUGUGGACCUAGAGGCACUGGUGAAUGACAUGAACUCCUCGUUUGAGAGCUUGUACUCCACAUGCAGCAGUGUGCAUUCUGAGUCAGUCCCCCUGCUGCAGCACAACGGCCAGGUGCACGUGCAUCGAGACCAGCACCGCUGCGCGACGCAGGCCCCCCAGACUCACGCCUCCCCGAGUGAGGCGCAGCUGAGCCCCGCCUCUCCUAAACAAAGACUCAGACGCUCCCAGCCCAUGCACAUCCUUGCUGUCAGGAGACUGCAGGAAGAGGAGUUGCAGCUCCGGACGUCCUCUUUGCCGGCCAUCCCCAACCCUUUCCCUGAGCUCUGCAGCCCAGCCAACUCUCCUGUUUUAAACCCUGGAUCCUUACCUCCAUGUCAGCCCUCAGGCACAUACAUUAUAAAAAUCUUCAGCGAGGACGGCAUGGGGAAAGUUGUGGAAAUACCAGCCGACAUGACUGCCAGAGACCUUUGCCAGCUCCUUGUAUACAAAAGCCAUUGUGUGGACGACAACAGUUGGGCUCUUGUUGAACAUCACCCGCUUCUCGGACUAGAAAGGUGCUUGGAGGAUCAUGAACUGGUGGUACAAGUGCAGGCAUCCAUGACCAGUGAGAGCAGAUUUCUCUUCAGGAAGAACUAUGCCAAAUAUGAAUUCUUCAGAAAUCCCUUGAAUUUCUUUCCCGAGCAUAUGGUUGCAUGGUGCCAGGAAACCAAUGGUUCAAUCCCACCAUCUCAACUUUUACAGAAUUUCUUAAAUUCCAGCAGUUGCCCUGAGAUUCAGGGAUUUUUAUACGUAAAAGAGAUGGGCAGAAAAUCCUGGAAGAAGCUGUUUGUGUUCCUUAGACGCUCAGGACUGUACUUUUCUACAAAAGGAACGUCAAAGGAGCCCCGGCAUUUACAGUUACUAGCAGACCUGGAGGACAGCAACAUCUUCACAGUAACAGCAGGCAAGAAGCUACACAGUGCGCCAACAGACUACGAGUUCUGUAUAAAGCCCAACAAAAGGACUGAACUGAAGGAAUUGAGAAUGUUGUGUACUGAAGACGAACAGAGCAGAACGUCUUGGAUAACUGCCUUCAGACUCUUCAAGUAUGGAAUAGUCCUCUAUCAGAACUACAAGAUUCCUCAGCAGAGAAAAACCCUGCUGUCACACUUUUCAACACCUGUGCGGAGUGUGUCUGAGAAUUCUCUGGUGGCCAUGGAUUUCUCAGGGAGGAUAGGUAGGGUGAUUGACAACCCUGUAGAGGCCCAGAGCGCUGCCAUGGAAGAGGGAAAUGCCUGGAGGAAGAGAAGUCAACGGAUGAACAUUCUCGGUAGUCCCAGUCCACUACAUCCCUCUUUGUUAAGCUCAGUUAUUCACCGAACACAGCUGUGGUUUCAUGGGCGUAUAACGCGAGAAGAGUCCCAUCGGAUGAUCCACCAACAAGGCCAGGUGGACGGGUUGUUUCUUCUGAGGGACAGUCAAAGCAACCCAAAGGCAUUUGUCCUCACACUGUGCCAUCAUCAGAAAAUCAAGCAUUUCCAGAUUCUACUGUGUGAAGAGGAUGGACAGAUCUUCUUUAGCCUUGACGAAGGGUCCACCAAAUUCACCGACCUGAUCCAGCUGGUGGAGUUCUACCAGCUCAACAGGGGAGUCCUGCCUUGUAAACUCAAGCACCCCUGUACCCUUGUAGCCUUAUGACCCCUGACCCAGAGAUGACCGGACUCUGCCUAAAAACAUCUCAAGACUCUUUUACUUUUGGAGAAACUGAUGUGAUUUACUCAUGUUCUGUCAUGAGUUGCCGGAGACUGCGGUCAGGAUGGGACUUUUAUGAAGUGGUUGGUUAGUGCAAACGCUAGUUGACUUAACUGACUUCAGUGGUCUGUGUUCUGGAAGGUUCUAUGUUCAAGUUUGUAUUGAUAGUCGCCAAUAAGCUCUACUCAACUGAACUGGUUUAGUGAUGGUUUAUGAGAUCAAAGUCGUUUUUAUUUUUCUUCUACAAUCAUCAGGAGAUUGUUUUGUCUAGGCCACUUUUUUUGUCUAGGCCAAGUUGUCUUUUGUUACCAAUCAUCUGUACUACAACCUCUUGUACUUUUAUGAAAUGCUGAUUGUCUCCUAGUUUUGCACUUGUGAAACUGGGAACAGGCCUUUCCACCCUGAACCAUGCAGAAUUCCUCUGCUGUCUUCUCAUUUUUCUCAUCACCAACAAUGAUAAAUCCCUUUUGUGUUCGAGGGAUGGAUGGAAAAAUCCCAAACCUUAAAAGACAGACCAAGAGGAUAGCGUUGUUUGGACAUUGUGUGGCAGGCAGGCUGAGGGUUCAGCUGUCAGACAAUAAAGGCUGGAGCUAGUAACUGAGGAUGGAGCUGAAAGAUAUUCCAGGACUACACAGGAUCCAUUCAUUCAACCGUUAUAGGACUUUUCUUCAUUUCUUUUUUUGUGAUCACACACACUUUUGUAUUCAUUACAUUUUAGUACUUUCUCAUCAAAUGUGCUCUUGUUCCAGUUUAGUUUACUAUCGGUAGUUUAGAGAAUUUCAAUAUCCAAUCAUCACACAACUUUAAAGCAAAUCCCUCUCUUUUCCAAAUCCAGCCACUCAAAUAUUCAGUGCUACGGGUAUUUAUUCAUUCCCAUUCUCUACAUAAUAGAUUGCUGUAGAGGCCCACACUGCUAGUUUAAGUCCUAUGCUGUAUGUGCUACAGCCAAAUGGUCUAUUGUUGGUUAAAGUAUGUAUACAGUAUGGCACUUGUCUACCAGGCUGCUGUUCAGGUGGCUAAACAUAGCAGCUAGGGAUGCUCUUUUCUUGCUUGGGCGUACACAAAAAAUGUAAGCUAUAUGUAAAGCAUUGAAAAACAUAUAGCCAUCUUGUGGACUGUAAUUCCAUGUUGUUAGCUCUCUGAAGACAUGGUUUUGAUAUGACUAGAGCUAAAAUCUAACUUAGGACACUGGUGUGCAUUCCCUCCAACAGAGCGCAGGGAAAUAUAACCACUACACCAUUGUCUUGUGGUUCAAUAGAGUGAUCUGACCAGCCCAGAGUUCAUAUAUACAGUUUAAGCUCUGUCUGUCUACUGUGCUCUGUGGAAUAAAACUGGAAUCAGUGGACUCAUUUGCUGUGAGGACCCAUCUUCUUAAUUCAGUGUGCAUCCCAGAUGGCAUCCUAUACCCUAGUCUAUUGUAGCUAGACUAUCAAGAGCUCUGCCUACUCCAACUAGUCUGGAGUCAUCUAUUUUGAAGAUUGGCCAUGAGGCUGUGGGCAUCGAGCGCCUAUGCCUGCAGCUUUAGAAACCUACGGCCAUUGCUUGUGGUCAAAUGCGUUUGGCGCAGCGCCAAUAAGAAUGCCUACCCCAAAGAUGUCGGAUUGGUUCUGCACAGUAAGGCGGCUUUUUCAUAUUCUUUUCCCACUCUUUUUCGCCCCCAACUCUAGCAACAAAUCCUAUACUUAAGUCCCAAGUCUUUUGACUGAAAAGUUGAGAGUUUUCUUUUAAUUUAGAUUUUUGUUUUUACUUAUUCCCUACAUAAGUAGAGCAUUACUUUUAUCUAGUGAUCAUAUGCCUCUGAACAAAACUAGGGCACUAUAGGGAAUAGGGUGCCAUUUGGGACUCCUUUCCUUUGACUUUUAGCUUUUCUUUUACAUUACGCAAUUUAAUUAUAUAUGGAGAGAGAGAGCACUGUGAAGCCCACGUUAUGGAUGAUGCCCUGAAGUGGAAGGGUUUUACCAUCUGGCCUUGUCCAAGGUUGCAGUGAACACACAGAUUUGUAAAUAUAAUUUUACCUGUGAUGCAACGUUCAAGGCCCCAUGCAGAAAUUUGUAAUUUUAUUUCGAAAUCAUCACUGUAUGUCUAAUAAAUUACUGUGUGAUUAUUUAAUGAAAAAACAUUUUAAUCAUUAAAUUACCAGAGCCUUUGGCCUUUGAAAUGCUCAGUCUAAUCGUCUGGGUUUCAGGAACAGUUUUGAUAUUUACAAGAGGAUCCUUGAUAGGAUGGCCUGCCCCAUAAUUUGUAUGACCAGUCAAUCAUCUAUUAUAAACAGAUCGACUUUGUGUAAUAGACAUUCUAUUUUUUUGUUUAAAAACUCCAACACAAAAAGGGCAUUAUUAUCAUUUUCAGUUCAGUGUUAUUUCAGCCUCAGCCUCAGUAAAGAAAACAGGGACAAUGUGACUGCACUGGGCUUUUUAGAUGAAGUUUUGAAAUGAUAUAUUUGCAGUUGAAAUAGGUAGAUUGAGACGGAAUAACAGCCUCACUAUUGAUACGUGAUAAACAUCAUUUAAAUAAGACGGAAUACAAAUGUAUUUAUUUAUUUGGAUGUGAGUAAUGUAUUUUCCUCUUAAAUGCAUCUCUCUCACACAUUCUAGCAUAUUGUACAUCCUUUCACAAUAACACAGAGAAUAUGUGAAAUUCAGAGGUUGAAUAAGAUUAAAUCUGUCGGUACAAAUAGUUAAAAUGUAAUUUCAUCUGGAUAUGAACCUUUUUUGCAGACGCUCUAAUCCAGGGAGAGUGAUUUACAUUAUUUACUACAUACAGUACAUUUUAAUUGUUUUCAUACUGGUCCUCUGUAGGAAUCAAGCACCAUUGUCUACAAACUGAGCCACACAGGACCAUUUAUUUAUUUUUUGACUUUCAAUUAAGUUGCUCUGUUCCUUUCAUAACAUUUGGUUGCCAUUCGUUUAGCAGAUUUUCACUUUCCUCAACCUUCUUAAUCAGCACUUUGUUUCAUGUGUCAGAAGUGAAGUUAUACAUUCACAAUACUUGAACCAGACUUACAAAAAACGAGAACUUUUUGUCUUCCCAAUUUAAUACUGUGUUAUGUGUAUUAGAUGCCCUUUGAAUUGUUUGGAUGUGGAAGCACCACUAGAUUCCAGCAACACAGUAUAACCUUUUAUGUGACGGCGUCACUAGAAGCCCGUUGCAGUACCUUAUACAUACAAUGUUUAGAGUAACUUCAGAAUUACUGUGUACCAUUUAUUAGAUGUGAACAGAGCCAUAUAUAUUUAUAAAAUAUAAUACACUAUGUAUCUAAUAUGGCUCUGGAAGUGGCAUCAUCAUGGCAUUAUGAUGAGCAGAUUAGGUGCCAAAGCUGUUUACUACUCCUUUGCUAAGUAGAUGAAAACAUCAGCCAACAUUUCUUUGCUAACUCAUUACCAUUGUUCACCAUGAUUUAAUCAGACAUCUGCUAGGAUGCCUACUCCAAUGAUAACCUUAGCUGCACCAUGUGUCAUGCGACUCAUGUAAAAGUUGCAUACUGAUUCAAUGUACCAUAUUAGCAUAUGAAACCUUGGAUACCAUGUAGAUACAACACUGUAUUUAGGUUACAAAUCACUAUUGUUAUCGCAUUGGCUUACAAGAUGAAGAGGAUUUAGUGUUUCUUUUAAUUAUUUGGUUUAACGUGCUUAUUUUAUUUUUCUUAUAUUGUUUGUCAUGUAAAAAGCCCUUCACAAAUGUCUGUAAUGAUGAAAUGUUGCUGGUUUGUGGCUCAAGAUACCUAAUGCAUACAUCUUUACAUAGUUUCUGCAGGUUAUCACACACUACACCGACAUCACUGAUUUCAACACUAACUAUAGGCCUGUUAGGUACAUACAGAUUUUUUAUACUCAAAAAACAAUUGAUUUAUAUCACAUAGUGUCUUGCUUUGAACUAGUAAAAUGACUAGUGACAUUGAAUCACUUGCAAAGUAGUGAUCUGAUGAAACCGUGAAUUACGUCAAUGUAUUUUUUAUAUUUAAGAGAAAUGAAUGUAAAUGGGUUGCUCAGGGUUGACAUGGAGCCUGUUGAAACUGGUCAUAUCGUCAGAUCAGUGAGAUUUUCUAUGUGCGAUGAAUACAUUGUGUAGUUCCUUGAUGAUGAACCUUGGCUUAAUAGUAUUAGACCAAACCAAUGUUUAUUUUGUAAGUAGUUUGGCCUUUACGAUAUUCUCGCUGCAUAACAUUAGUUUUCCCUAAACUAACAGUAAUACAGUUGAUUUAAGGUAUCCUUUUUUCUUGUGUAAGGCUGUUCAUCUCAAAAAGCCUAAAAUGCAGCAGGUGCCUCGAAGACCUUUUACUGCACUAAACUAGAGCCGACUUAGGACCAGUCAUGGGAACCUUCUCCAGUGAUAGAUAAUUACUCUUGUGCUUUUGCAUAUAUUGUCACAAUGCAAGAUACAGUGACUGUACAAAGGAGUAAAGUAAUAUAUAGUGAAGUCCAAAUGCAUUUGGAUAGUGACACAUUAUUGGUUUGGGUCUGUACUCCAGCACUUUAGAAGUUUAAAUGAUGAUGUUUAAGAGCAGACCACUUUCAUUUGAAGGUAUUUGUAUCCAUAUCGGAUGAGUAAUUCAUACAAAUGACACCCCAUUUUUUACAGUUUCCCCAUUUAAUUAAAUCUGAAGUACUUGACCAAUUUCACCAGCUUGUUGGAUGCAUUUCUGCUUUGUUUUAGUUGUUUCAAUAUAGUGAUAAUAAAGUACUGUGUCAUUUUAGAGUACAUUUUACUGUAUAUGAAAAUUAGAUCAUAUAAGAAUAUAAUGUUUCUAAACACAUCUACAUAAAUGUGGAUGAUGGUACCAUGAAAAUACCCUCAAAUUAAAGAUGACAAUGAAUUUCAAUCUUAUCAUUAUUGUACCAUUUCAAAUCUAAAGGACUUGAGUAACAGACCAAAAAAUAAACCAGAAGUGUCAUUUUCCAAAUACUUUCUGACCUUACUGUAAAUAUAAACUAGAACUUCAGGGAAUGCAAGAAAAAUUUAAGAAAGAAGCAUUCUUACUGUGCUUUGCUUCAAUUUGUAAAUAGCUGAAUGACUUAUAAAUCUUAAUUGUAACCUUUCUGGGUAUUUUUGUACAAAUAAGGGACUGAUAUAUUCUGUUUAUUGUAAUUAGAAUAAAACAUUAAUACAUUGCUAUACAUAUAAACUCUCCUGGUAUUGUUUUGUUAUGGAACGUUAAGUUUAUCUGCAAUCUCACAGCAUUUUAAUCAUCUUGUUGUUUUGUUAUUAUUGUUGUUUUAAUAAUAUGAAAAUGCUAAUCCUUCCGCAUAGCAUUACAAUUCCACUGCAAUUUACAAUGAAUUUGAAGAGUAGAUGAGGUUGAUUUCAUCAUGUUUCUUGACAUUUUAACAUUUUAGAUGUUGUAGUCUUCUUUGCUAUGCAUGUCCACUAGAUGUCAGCCAAAUACUACAGAAAUGGUUCUAAUAAAUGCUAUGAGUUUCCACAUUUUAAGGACUGUUUAAAUCCCACUAAUCUAUAUUCAU